Racocetra fulgida is the source of this 1691-nucleotide messenger RNA. The record is from the annotation of a GenBank genome assembly. Lineage: Eukaryota; Fungi; Glomeromycota; Glomeromycetes; Diversisporales; Gigasporaceae.
CUGAAUGCUUUUCCUUGCAAUCUAUCAAUAAAACCCUUCCAGCAUUAAUUCCACAACUUCCCUCUGAAAUCGAACAAAAAAGUUUUUCAGAGUGGUUGUCAUUAUCAAAACCUUCAUUAUUAUCCCAUGCAUAUGAUUGGGUUAAUGAACUUUCUUUGCGAUAUAGUACACUUAUACAGAGCUCAAAAUUAAUAAAUGGAAUAAAGAUCGCUUUUAAAUUUUUGAGAGAACCCAAAAUCACCCCGAUAAAUCAAGUUGCUGUCUUAUUGGCACAGCCUAAAACCAAAAAAAUAGCUUAUUUGUUGGAGAAUAAUAUAGCAUUAAAAAAGGGGGACCAAUUAAACCUUAAUGAAACCCCUGUUAUUGAUUGUUUUUCAUCAUUAUAUGAAUCUUCAGAGGACUUCCAACAUUUCAAAGACCCUCUUUCAAAGAAAAUUUUUUGUCAAAUUAAAUUUCUUGCAGCAGAAAUUUCCUUUGAUUUAUCAAGUAUUAUACUUUCAGAGCCAUACUUAGAUGCAACACAUCAGCCUUCUGAAAGGUUUCAACCAUAUAAAAAUCUUUCUGAAGUAUUUGAAGAUAAUUAUGGAAAUUUAUUACCAAAAACUCUUAUUGUUGGUGGGGUUUUAUCAAGAUCAUAUGAACAAGAUUGUAAUUCUAUAAACGUUAUUAAUUCACAGCAAAUUAACUUUGAAGAAAAUAAUCAUUAUUCUCUUCAGGAAAAAGUUGACGAUCUCCUAACAGAAUGGAAUGAAAAAUACAAUAUUGAUACAUCAUCAUUUUUUAGUAAUGAUAAUGAAGCUAUUAAUCAAAAACAAAUUGGUUGUUGGUAUAACUCUCUUAAAGAUAACCUUGCCAAUUGGAGAAUUAUUUCUUUCGAAAAUUGGAGACCAAUCUAUAAAAUGGAUCUUGAUGAUAGUAAUUAUCAUAUUGUUUUUAAUGGAGAAAAUUCACUGACUCAGGAUAAUCAAUCUAAAUUAAUUAUUGAAUUUCCAAGACCACUAACUGAUAAUAAUUAUCAUAUUUUUGGAAAUGUUGUAAAGAGGAAUAAUUAUAAAUCUUGGGAAAGAGUUCAAGAAGUAAUCGUUACAUUUGAUCAUAUUGAUCAACAUAGAUGUGUUUCCUUCAUUCAUAAAAGUGAUAAUAUAAGCAUUCCAGCUGACAUAUAUUUGAAAACUGAAGGAAUUUAUACUGACUCUGUACUUGUAACUUCAUUUACGAAUAAGUCACAAAAUGACUUUUCACUUUAUAAUAUUAAUGUCAAGCGUUGGUAUGGAAAUACAGUUGUAUUGAAAGUAAAAGAACUUAUUAAAAACAAUUCUGUGCAAAAUCUUCAUGAAAAUAUAAUUAUUCAUUGGUGCAUGAUUGAUACAAAUGGAAAAAAGUUGGUAAAUAAUAACAACGAAGUAUGCCCAUGGAGUUUAUAUGGACUUACCUUUAAUGAAAAAUCCGCAAAAGUAGAAAUUGCUCCAGUAUAUUAUGGACCAAGUGAUUCAUCCAUAACAUUGGAAAAGGCAAUUGAACAACAUAGUAAACAAAAUAAUGAUACUCAAAAAACAUUUAUUAGAUUCAAAGAUGAAAAGAAUCCUAAAGCAAUAAAAUUCACUGGAUAUAUUAAAGCUGUCGAAAAUAAUACUCAGGAAAUAACAAGAUAUUAUGAAGGAUCUGCAGAUUGCGAGGAUUCAAAUCGACAA